AUGGCUGAAGCCGGGACGGGUUUUUUAGAGCAGCUGAAGUCUUGCAUCGUCUGGUCCUGGACUUACCUCUGGACGCUGUGGUUCUUCAUCAUGCUCUUCCUGGUCUACAUCUUGCGGGUGCCCCUGAAGAUCAAUGACAAUUUAACCACAGAAUGCAAAGUCUGGCGAAAUCCUUUAAAUCUAUUCAGAGGAGCAGAAUAUAAUCGGUAUACAUGGGUAACAGGGAGAGAACCUCUGACUUACUACGAUAUGAAUCUUUCAGCACAGGACCAUCAGACAUUCUUUACAUGUGACACGGAUCAUUUACGGCCUGCAGACGCUAUAAUGCAAAAAGCCUGGAGAGAGAGAAACCCCCAAGCCCGAAUUUCUGCAGCACAUGAAGCUUUGGAAUUGAAUGAGUGUGCUACUGCUUAUAUUCUCUUGGCUGAAGAGGAAGCAACAACAAUUGUAGAAGCAGAGAAGCUGUUUAAGCAAGCUUUGAAAGCUGGAGAGGGCUGUUACAGGCGCAGUCAGCAGUUACAGCACCAUGGUGCACAGUAUGAAGCCCAACACAGAAGGGACACCAAUGUAUUAGUCUAUAUCAAGAGGAGGCUGGCAAUGUGUGCAAGAAAGCUGGGAAGGACCAGGGAAGCAGUGAAAAUGAUGAGAGAUCUGAUGAAGGAGUUUCCUCUGCUCAGCAUGUUCAACAUCCAUGAAAACCUGCUAGAGGCUUUGUUGGAACUGCAAGCAUAUGCAGAUGUCCAGGCAGUCUUAGCAAAGUAUGAUGAUAUAAGCUUACCAAAAUCAGCAACAAUAUGCUACACAGCUGCAUUGCUCAAAGCCAGAGCUGUCUCUGACAAGUUUUCUCCAGAGGCUGCCUCGAGGCGAGGGUUGAGUACUGCAGAGAUGAAUGCAGUAGAAGCUAUUCACAGAGCAGUAGAAUUUAAUCCACAUGUGCCAAAAUAUCUACUAGAAAUGAAAAGCUUAAUUCUCCCCCCUGAACAUAUUCUGAAGAGAGGGGACAGUGAAGCAAUAGCAUAUGCUUUCUUUCAUCUUCAGCACUGGAAAAGAGUAGAGGGGGCAUUGAAUCUCUUACACUGUACCUGGGAAGGCACUUUCAGAAUGAUUCCCUAUCCACUGGAAAAAGGACAUCUUUUCUACCCUUACCCUAUUUGUACAGAAACUGCAGAUAGAGAACUGCUACCAUCAUUUCAUGAAGUUUCAGUUUACCCCAAGAAAGAGCUUCCCUUCUUCAUCCUUUUCACUGCUGGGCUAUGUUCUUUCACAGCCAUGCUAGCCCUCCUGACACAUCAGUUCCCAGAGCUUAUGGGGGUCUUCGCAAAAGCUUUUCUCAGCACCCUCUUUGCUCCGUUAAAUUUUGUGAUGGAAAAAGUAGAAAGCAUCCUGCCCUCCAGUCUGUGGCACCAGCUGACAAGGAUCUGAGGGAGCAUGCCUGCUGACUGACUGCCAUGACAUCUUCUGUGCCAACUUUUUGUUGACCACAAGAAAGCAUGAUAAAAAAGGGAAGCAGUUCUAAGACUUAAAAACUCUUCAUGGAUUGUCUGUUCUCAUAUAAAAACUGUUUUGUUGUACAAAGUACGUUGAUGUUAGGUUCUAUUAUAUUUUGCCUUCAGAAAUGAAAAAUUUAAAAAUAAACUUUUGUGUAUUGCA
Molecule: messenger RNA, 1650 nt
Organism: Chaetura pelagica (chimney swift)
Lineage: Eukaryota; Metazoa; Chordata; Aves; Apodiformes; Apodidae
Gene: ST7
Product: suppression of tumorigenicity 7
Exons: 13
Coding region: 1-1422 (473 amino acids)
Source: RefSeq, a predicted model, not a curated record